Thyridium curvatum is the source of this 2046-nucleotide messenger RNA. RefSeq lists its product as uncharacterized. Gene Ontology annotation, biological process: carbohydrate metabolic process. The record is from RefSeq and is a predicted model, not a curated record. NCBI's taxonomy places the organism in Eukaryota, Fungi, Ascomycota, Sordariomycetes, Thyridiales, Thyridiaceae. The coding region runs from base 1 to 2046 and encodes 681 amino acids. Gene Ontology annotation, molecular function: carbohydrate binding; hydrolase activity, hydrolyzing O-glycosyl compounds. The transcript has 2 exons.
AUGGAAUACAAGAAUCUUCAGGUCGAGGACUCCGAAUACGGCAUACGCCCUGACCCCAUGUUCACCGAUGACAACGGCAGCCUCAGUUUCUAUUUUGACUCCGAGUCUGUCACCAUUGAGCCAUGGGGCGAGAAUGCUUUCCGUGUUCGUGCCAGCUGUCUGAACAAGAUGCCCGAGAGGGCUUGGGCUCUUUCAGAAAAGGUCUCGUCUCCCAAAGCCGACAUCAAGAUUGAGCCCAAGUUCGCCUCCAUUACCAACGGCAAGAUCCGUGCUUCCGUAAGCAACCGGGGCAAGAUCGUUAUCUCCAACGCCAAGUCCAACAAGGUCAUCUUGGAAGAGUACGCUCGUCACCGACUGGAUCUCCUCGACCCCAAGUGCAGUUCUCUUCGCAUCCAAGCCCGGGAAUGGAAGGCCCGGCUCGGCUCACCGGAUUACCAUCUGACGAUGCGGUUCGAGUCACAAAACCCAGACGAACGCAUCUAUGGGAUGGGCCAGUAUCAACAACCGUUCUUGAACCUCAAGGGAGCAGACAUCGAGCUCGCCCAACGCAACUCGCAAGCCACUGUACCUUUCGCAGUUUCCAGCGAAGGUUACGGCUUCCUAUGGAACAACCCUUCCAUCGGCAGAGCAGUCUUUAGUAAACUUACUACAACAUUCGAGGCAUACUCUACUGAUAUCCUCGACUACUAUGUCGUUGUGGGUGACGCACCUUCCGAGAUCAUGCGAGCGUACACUGCUGCGACUGGCCGGGUGCCCAUGAUGCCUGAGUACGGACUUGGUUUCUGGCAAUGCAAGCUCCGCUACCAGACGCAGGAAGAGCUGCUCCAAGUAGCGCGAGAAUACAAGAAGCGCAACCUACCAAUCGAUCUCAUCGUAUGCGACUACUUCCAUUGGCCUGCUCAGGGAGACUGGAAGUUUGAUCCGACUUUCUGGCCAGAUCCUGAUGCUAUGAUUGCCGAGCUGAAGGAGAUGAACAUAGAAUUGAUGGUCUCCAUCUGGCCCACCGUGGAGAGAACAUCAGAGAAUUACGAGGAGAUGCUUCGACGCGGUCUCCUGAUCCGUCAAGACCGUGGUAUCCGGGCCUCCAUGGAAGGCCGUGGGUACGCCAUCCACUUCGACGCCACCAACCCGGAGGCGCGGAAAUUCAUCUGGGACGCUGCCAAGCGCAACUACUUUGAUAAGGGCGUCAAGGUCUUCUGGCUCGACGAGGCCGAGCCCGAGUACAGCGUCUACGACUUUGACAUCUACCGCUACGCCGCGGGGCCCAACCUCGCCAUCGGCAACAUCUACCCUGUGGAGUACGCCAGGGCCUUCUACGAGGGCCAGGCCGCCGCCGGGCAGACCAACAUCGUCAACUUGCUGCGCUGCGCCUGGGCCGGCUCCCAGAAGUACGGCGCGCUCGUCUGGUCCGGCGACAUCGCCUCGAGCUGGGGCAGCUUCCGCAACCAGCUCGCGGCGGGCCUGAACAUGGGCAUGGCGGGCCUCGCCUGGUUCACGACCGACAUCGGCGGCUUCCAUGGCGGGCUGCCCGAGGACCCGGCCUUCCGCGAGCUCCUGGUGCGCUGGUUCCAGUGGGGCGCGUACUGCCCCGUCAUGCGCCUGCACGGCGACCGCGAGCCCAAGCAGCCGCAGCUCGGCACGACGGGCGGCUCGUUCUGCCUGUCGGGCGGGCCCAACGAGGUGUGGUCGUACGGCGACGAGGUGUACAAGAUCUGCGAGAAGUAUCUGCGCAUCCGCGAGGAGCUCCGCGACUACACGCGCGGGCUGCACAAGGCCGCCCACGAGCACGGCGACCCGAUCAUGAGGCCUCUCUUUUACGAUUUCCCCGAAGACAAGGAGAGUUGGAUGGUUGAGGACCAGUACAUGUACGGGCCCAAGUACCUCGUGGCGCCAGUCCUGGAGGCCAAGCAAACGAAGCGCGAGGUCUACCUACCUGGAGCUAGUAUCAAGUGGAAGGGUGUUGAUGGCAAUGAGUAUGAGGGUGGGAAGAGGGUCACUGUGGACUGCCCUCUUGACACGAUGCCUGUCUUUACUCGAGACGGAUGA